Messenger RNA from Cylindrotheca closterium, 3303 nucleotides. The record is from the annotation of a GenBank genome assembly. NCBI's taxonomy places the organism in Eukaryota, Bacillariophyta, Bacillariophyceae, Bacillariales, Bacillariaceae.
AUGUCCUCAUCUUUGGUAUCUAGCAACGCCGGUACCUCCUCGGUAACAGCCAGUACUAGCCAUCACCAAAAUAACCUGGACUUUAGUGUCGUUGGUACCCAUCUUCGGGACAAAGCAAUCUCGGGCCUUCAUGAAAUAUACAAACAUGUACAAACUGGAGGAUCGUCGUUCAAGAGUCAAGAUGGGGAAACCCAAGACUCCAACAAACCCACCAUUGCUUUAAUCACGGGGGCUGCUGGCACUGGAAAAUCCACAGUCGCCAAACAAUUUAUGGAUCAAUUGGAACAAAGGUCGUCUGAAGAAGCAGCAGCAGACGGUCCUGUCAAACCAUUCUUUUUGCAUGGGAAGUUUGAUGAUAUUUCUGUAGAUCCCUUUUCGGCCAUCAUUGAAGCCUUCAAUGGCCUUGGGUCGCUUUUAACCACGCCUGAAGAAGCAGACGAGCUGAAGCGAGUGAGAAAGGAAGUUAUUACCGCCAUGGGAAAUGAAGCUGAAUUCUUGUCUACGGUUAUUCCCGGAUUGAAAGAUGUUACGGGAACUUGUGCUUCGAAUCCCAUAGGAAACAAUGAGCAUGCUCCAAAUCGACUGAAGUACGUCUUUCAGAACUUCGUGAAUGCCAUAAGUACGAAAGAAAGGCCUGUGGUGCUUUUGUUGGAUGACCUGCAAUGGUGUGACACAGCAUCGGCAAGUCUACUGGAGGCCUUGCUGACUGAUGGAGAUUUGCGCUAUUUGAUGUUCAUCGGAUGCUUCCGACCUGACGAAAUGACUGAAGAAUCUCCAUUUUACCAAGUCCUCGAGGCUAUUGAAAAGAGUCAACACGUUAGCAAAACCGAAUUGACCAAUCUUACCGAAUCUGAAACCACAAGCUUUGUGGCUGAUAUUCUAAACGUGGAGAAAGACACCAUUGCUCCUCUGGCCGAUAUGGUAUUCAGCAAGACGCAAGGAAAUUUGGUCUUUGCAAAGCAAGUGCUAGAUGAAAUGUGCCGAAAAGGCUUAUUGGUUUUUUCACCAGAAACACUGAAAUGGAAUUGGAAACUGGAAAACGUGGAUGAUAAGUUGUCGGGCAGUAUCAUUGAAAGCAUUACCCAAAAGCUCAAGAAAAUGCCAUUCAAAAUGCAAAAAGCGAUGACCAUUACGGCUUAUACUCGCAAUGGCAUUGACUUUUCCACGCUGUAUAAGCUUAUAGAGCUAGAUGGUAACAACGUGGAUCCAGAAUUCUUUACCAAGCUCCUCGACAAGGCGGUCUUGGAGGGUCACCUGAUGAAUAGUAUGGGCUCCUCAAAGUAUUUCUUUGCACACGACCGAAUCCGACAAGCUGCAUACGCCCUUGUCCCCGAAGGUUUGCCACGAAGCACGUUCAGAUUCAAAUUGGGAGAACGAUUGUAUCGAAUGGGAAUGGAAGACGGAGGAGAUAACUGGAUGAUCUACGUGGCUGCAGAUCACGUGAACGCCACUGCCCGAGAGCUUGGACAGGAUUCGAUCUUUCCCAUUCGAGUGAAUCUGGAGGCUGGAGAACGAGCGACGUCUUGUGCCGCUUUUGAAACAGCUGCUAAAUAUUUGGGAUUUGCCCUUCAGGAGAUUUUAAGGCUAUCGGAUCCAUGGGAAUCUCAUUAUGACUUGACACUUAAGGUGUAUCAAACCAUUGUUGAUGUCAAGCUGUGUCAAGGGCAUCUUCAAGUAGGCAAAGCGAUUGGCGACGAAGUCUUGCAAAAGGCAAAACGAGUGGAAGACAAAAUGCCGGUCCAGCUUGCCAUGUCCAAGGCACUCGGAAGAGAAGAAAGACACAAAGAGUCGGCAGAAAUGAGUGUGGCCACCUUGCAACUGCUGAAGCAGUACCCCCGAGGCGUUCUUUCUCUACAUGCCAGUUUGACGAAGGAUUUUCUAUACAUCAAGCGUUACUUGAAGAAAAAGUCCGACAAAGAGAUCUUGAAUCUUCCAACCAUGACCGACAAGAAGCAGGAAUAUGUCAUGGCAUUCCUCGCCUCGAACGCCUAUCAAUCUUUCUACUGCGGCAACUUGGUUGGAUUCAUGGUCGGAACCCUUCGGAUGCUUCGAAUUUCCAUAAAGUACGGGCUGUGCGAUACAUCGACGUUUGCGGUGACAGGAUAUUGCCUAUUCUGCCUCAAUGUGAAUGAUAUGGAAGGUGCUGCACGGUUUGCAGAGUUGGCCAGAAAGAUUUUGACACGGUUCAAUGCAAAGCACUUGGAGUCUCUACAAAUCUUCGUCGUCGCCUAUUGGAUGACUUCGUGGAAGUCGAAUGAAGAAGUGUUGAAAUUGUAUGAUCGGGCAUACAAAUCUGGAAUGGAAACUGGCGACUUUGAGAACGGUCUACUCAGUCGCACUGCAAGUAUUUACCAUGAGUUCAAUGCCGGCUACUAUUUGGGGAAUGUCGAUGAAAAGUUCGCCAACUUGGUACGGAAGUUGCAAGUCUACAAGGUAGACGCAGUUCUCGGAAUGACGAUCCAACAGCGGUUUGUUGGACAAUACUUGAUGGGCACGGCAACCAUGGACCUCAAGACUUUUGAAAUCCCGGAAAAUUCAGAUUCAUCAAGUACCUAUCGUUUGAUCUACUGCUUGCUUGCUCGCCUUCAGUUGGGUGUUUUCUUUGGGGACUACGAGUUUGCUUUGGAAAUGGCAGAAAAGUUGGCACCACUUGCCGAAUUUGAGAAUUCUCACGCAGUUCGAAGUCUUGGAAUCUAUUUCACCUCUCUGACUUAUGCCAUGUUGGCUCGGACGCGAAACAAGAAGUCGUAUGGCAGCAAAGCUCGAAGGCGCUGCAACCAGCUCAUUUCACUCUGCAACUCAAAAGGAGAAAACAGCCGUCAUCGAUGUAUGCUUCUCGAGGCCCAGCUUUUGUCCUUAAAUGGACAGAAGCCUUCUCUUGUUCAGUCUUCUUUUGAUGAUGCCAUUAACAUGGCGAUCCAAGGGGGGUACAAGCAAGACGCUGGUCUGGGAUCCGUGCUGGCUGCAGAACAUUUCUUGAGUUUAGAAGACAGUGUCCUGAAAAGCCCCAUUCUUCAGAAGGCACGGGAUUUGCUUGUAGGAAAUUAUAUCACAGAAGCCUACGAAAUGUACGACGAUUGGGGUGCUAAUGCCUUAGUGGACAGCAUCCAACAAAAAUACGGAAAGUAUUUGGAUAUUGCGUCAACUCAGCUAAGCGCCGAGAGAAGAGUGUUCCAAGGAGGACUUGCCGAUGGCGAUCUUUUGAGUAUAUCGCAGAGAUUAUUGCCGGAAGGCAAAGAAGAUGACGUCUCCGUUCUUUCCAAUCACUCUGCUGGAUGGAAACUUCGUCAAAAGACUCAGUAG